UUCGCGAAAUAUAAUGUAAACUUUACGGAGCCUCCGCGAAGGAAAAGAUGGGGAGAAAAGCGAACAAAGGCAGUCAUAAUCAACCGAAUUUAGUCUCUUCUGCAUAGCUGGGUGAAAUAAAAGAAAGAAAUCAAUGAAUUCAAGAAAUGAUGGAAAUGUCUUGUCGGCGCAAGCAGAAAUCUCCACGCAGAUUAUCAGAAGACCUAGAAGACCAGCCUACAGAACAAGCUGAAGAACAAAUGAAUCAAACAGAUAAUUCUACUCCAGAAACCAAAUCUUCCCUGUGCCAUCUAUGCAAUUAUGAGUUUUCUGGGCCCGGACAGCUUGCGAUUCAUCUUAGAUAUGUACACCAGCAGAUAGCCCAAAUUUCACCCAAGGUCAAGAAGGGGUCAGAGGGUCAAAGGUCAACUGAGAAAGGAGGAGAAGAGGGCAGCAGACAUGAAUCAGUUUGUCAGCACAGCAGAUCAAGUCCUCUACAAGACAAUGCAGUGUUUGAUGAUGGACAAGCCGCCAGGAGAAGGAUGUAUGUGCAAUCUAGCAUGCCUGAUGAUCGCUAUAUUUACUGUGAGGAAUGCAAGGAACGUUACGAAGGGGAGUGCCCGCUGCACCCCUUCACCAUCAUCGAAGACAAACCCGUACCCGCGGAGUGUGAGAACCGGGCCAGAUUAACCCUCCCGGACUUCCUCUCUAUCUCACGCUCCGGAGUGGAGGGGUGCGGGGAAGGGGUGUGGGCCGAGAAACACAUACCCAAAGGGGUGCGGUUUGGUCCCUACGCAGGGGAGAUCGUUAGCAACGAUGCCGGCUACUGGAGCGGAUAUGCUUGGGAGAUAUGCGUCCAGGGCAAGGUGAUUCACUGCAUCGAUGGCAAGGACGAGAGGAAAGGAAACUGGCUUCGCUUUGUCAACUGCGCCCGUAACUUGGCGGAACAGAACCUGGUGGCCUUCCAGCACCUUGGAGAGAUCUACUACCACACCUGCAAGCCCAUCGAGCCUGGAACGGAACUACUGGUCUACUACGGUGAGGAAUUCGCCAAAAAGCUGGACGUGGUCUCGGAACUGACCAGCCUUAUGUAUGACUCAAAAUCUGGAACGUACAAGUGUGAGUUCUGCGGUCGACUGUUCACCAUCGCGAUCUAUCUUGCCCGCCAUCUCCGUUACUCCCACAACAAAGUUAUCAGAGGUUCUUCAACCAGUCAUCACGUGGUCAAGAGCAUCGACAGACAGACCCUUGCAGCUAUGGUUGCCGAAGCAGAGGUGUACAAUCAACUAACAGCCAACAGUGAGGCCUUUACAGGUCAAAGGUUGGAGUUGGGAGGUCAGGGUUCGGAGGAGAGGGAUCAGGAUUCAGAGUUAGGGGAUCAGAGUGGAGAACUCGCAGGUCAGAGUUCAGGGAUGGGAGGUGACACGUAUGAGAAUGGAGGAGAAGACUCCAGUGAGCCGGCGCAUAUGAGCGAGAGCUCUCAAGGUUAUGAGGAUGCAGGUCAGGGGUCAGAGUUUUAUGACCAAAGGGGUCAGAGGUCAGAUGGAGAGAGUGAGAGUGUGGGUGGUUACGCCACGAGUAACGGUGAACCCAUGAUGGAUCUUGGUAUGCAAAGGUAUAGGGAUUUUGAAGCAAAUGAAGGGAAUAGGGGUGUAGAGGUUGAGAGAGGAGAUGGUGCAGGUGGUGCAGAAGAUGCAGCGGAAGCGGGGAAAGGGUAUGUGUGUGGCGUUUGUGGGCAGCAGUUCGCUCUCGAGUUGGUCUACAAUGCUCACAUGAUAACACAUAGUGUUGUCGACGGUCAGAGGUGUGAGUUAUGCGGUGAUCUGUUUCCAACGAAGGAAGAUCUUCUUGGCCAUGCCUGUAUGCAGGGGUCAAGGGUUGCUGAGAACGGGGACAACCAAUCACACUUGGAUGCUAACAAGCCGUUCGUCUGCACGUUCUGCGGCAAACGCUUCAGCCACAAGGAGUACCUGCGAACCCAUGUACGCAUCCACACGGGAGAGAAACCCUACAGCUGUCGCUUCUGUGACAAGUCCUUCACGCAGGGGAGUGCACGGAACACGCAUGAACGGACCCACACCAGGGUCAAACCGUUCAUGUGCGAUGUGCCAACAUGUGGGAUGAGGUUCAGAGAUGGGAGUCAUCUCCGGACUCACAAGCGCAUCCACAGUGACUCCAAGCCAUUCCAGUGUAGGUUCUGUGGCAAAUGCUUCCUCUUUGCCAGUCAGUUGAUGCAGCAUGAGCUUACGCACAGCUCUCUGAAACCCUACGUCUGCGGUGUUUGUGGAAGAGGGUUCAAUCAGAAGGCAUACUUGCGUGUUCAUGAACGCUUGCAUACGGGUGAGAAGCCCUACCCGUGCAGAGUUUGCGGGAAGCGAUUCAACCAGAUGACAUCGCGCAAUGUCCAUGAACAGAAGCAUGGAAACUGGGGGAUGUAUGACUGCAAGAAGUGUGGUCUGAGCUUCAAAAGAAGUCGAGACCUGCUGCGGCACGAAUGCAGUGGCAUGGCUCCUGUAAAUGGUGUCCCGCCUAUGCUCUUGCAGCGGCCGAUACAUCCUGCCCCAGUGCCGCAUCAGCAGGUUUUCCCAUGUAGGCAGUGUCCGGAGGUCUUUGCGUCUUCUUCAGAACUUCAUCAACACCAGCAGUCUCAUGUGCUGCGGCCAUUUUCCUGCGACAUAUGCAGCAAGCGUUUCACGCACAGGAGCUACCUUGAGAUUCACGUUCGAAUCCAUACCGGGGAGAAGCCUUACUCCUGUAAGUACUGCGGGAAGACCUUUAGUCAAACCAGUUCCAGGAAUGCUCAUGAGAGAAUUCAUGAAAGAAUCAAAGCAGCAAAAGAAGCAGAACAAAAUUGCAAUGAAGCACAAGAAGGUGGUGAGAAAGAAGUUGCAGACGGAGCCAACGGAGAGAAGGAAGGCGAGAAGGCUUCAGAAACAAAUAGUGAAAAUUCCACUAUGCCAAAUCUUCCAGUGCGUCCAGCUAUCCAGAGCUGUCGUUAUUGCAAUAAAACCUUCACUGAUGCUGCCUUGCUUGUUAGUCAUGAACAGACGCACAUGCGGCCAAGAGAUCAUGUUUGUGGCUUUUGUGGGAAGGCUUUUAGCAAAGGCCGAUAUCUGCAGAUUCACGAAAGAACACACACGGGCGAGAAACCAUAUCAGUGCCGGUACUGUACCAAGCGCUUUACCCAAGGAAGCUCUCGUAAUGUUCACGAGAGGAUACAUGUAAGGAAUGGGGACUAUAAACUCAGCCCUCUGUCCCCUGUAGAUCAGAUGCCAUUGCCUAGUCCGAAUGUUCCAUAUGAUACCAUUCCAAAUUACAAUAAUCAGAAUCUCCCGGACCAUCCCAACUCUGCCUUGCGCCCAAUGUACACCUGUAGGUUCUGCAGCAUGCGCUUCGAUGACACUGCUGCACUUGCGCAUCAUGAGAAAGUGCAUGGUAUCAGACCAUUCAUUUGCAACAUAUGCGGGAGGACGUUCACGCAGAGUCGCUACCUGCAGAUCCACGUCCGCACGCACAUCGGCGAGCAGCCUUACCCCUGCCGCUUUUGCAGCAAGCGCUUUUCCCAGUGCAGCGCCAGGAACAUGCACGAACGCAUCCACACCGAGUUCCGACCCCACCAGUGCCCCGUGUGUGGAAAGUCGUUCAUCGUGAACAGUGCCCUGCAGAAGCACCUCCAGAAACAUCAGUUCUCUGGCAAUCCUUCCCUGCCUGGAAGCGAAACAGCGCCACCGCAAAAUAUGCUCUUGCUCUGAUGACUGGUAUGAACCUUUCACAUGUAUUCACUGCCUUUUGAUGUUUGCCGUUCAUGUGUUUGCUCGAAGAGGUUAAGACUAAAUUUACAGGCCAUGCAAUUUGAUGGCACCGUGUGGACUACAUCAAUAAGUAGCACAGCCCCCUUACAAGUAAUAUUCAGCAUACAUGAAAAGUAUGAAAUAUAAUGCAUGAGUAUGAAAUUAUACGCUAUAACGAACAUAUUUCAUGGGGAAUAAAGCAGAUGGUCUCCAAUAUCUUCAUCACAAUAACAACAAGUGAUAUCCGUAUCAAAUAAUACUUAUGUACUGUACAUGUAUUUCUGCCUUACAUUUAAAUAUUUACUUAUAUGUACAUGUAAGAUCAUGUAUAUCAUCUCUUUCUGUACCAACACUAUAUGUUGGCAAGCGAUAUCAAAAGGAGAUAUUGGAAAGCUUAGCCUGAAAAUGCAGAUACUGUAACACUAUACAAUACACUCUCCAUGUUUAUGUACACCAGUGUUGUUACUACAGUCACCGGCGCGAAAUUUCCGGACGGCACUGAAUAAAAUAUCACAUCCUUCUGACCGGCACUAAUAUUCCCACCGACAGUUAACUUUAUGAACAUUUUAAUGUGUAAAUCCUGAAAGCCACCUAUAUUUUCUCCCCCAGAACCCCCGCAACAAGCAACAAAGUUUCCAACACAAAAAGGUCCCAGGUGACAACCCUGACGUACACCAAAUAAUGAUAUUGCUCUCUGAAUGAUCCCAGAUAAAAAAAGGGCAAGAGUAAUCCAUUGCUGACUGAAAGUGGGUGUUCUUGCGCAACGCCUUUGGGAAUCGCAGAACUCAGUAUUCAACAGGUUAACUUAUGAACUACUGGAACCACGUAAUCCCCGUACAAAGUCUGUAAUAGUCCCAGAAUUUAGUUGUCAGCAGGUUAAACCAUUGAUAACUGGAACCAGAUGGACCUGUACAAAACCUAUGGGAAUUACAGGACUCGGGAGUCAAUGGGGUGCGAAAAGAAUGCCUAUUGGGUCACUGGGUGUGGGGGAUCCAGUCCCGUUGCAGUGACUACUCGGAUUGAUCAAGGGUAUAAAGAGGUUCUAGAAAAGUACAGUGUUUGCUGAAUUUGUGUUGAGCUUGAUAGCUGACAUCUUGCCUAGUAGUAAUGUACAUCAUCUUUUUAAGAAAAAUUCUGAUGAUUUUUCUGGAAAAAAAUGAAUUCAAGGGGGGGAAGGGUAACAGUGUGAAAUUGAAUUCUUCCUGUCGACACUUACGUUAUUUUUAAGGUAGGGAUAGAUUGGUUAUUCGAUUUGAGAGAGGUAGCUGAGAAAAGGAAGUAGGACUAGAUGAAUAAUACAGCAUUCAUUAAGGAGUGUAGACAGAAAUUUUGAUCUAUUCUAGGGAUUUGGGAAUCAUUAAAAAAAAACUGACGUUACGAUCUUCUCCCUCUGUGGAAGUCCGUGGAUCUGGACUUGGAUUUCAGCGGAAUGCACAGAGACUGAAGCUUGUGGUCUUUUGUGAAAGAAGAAGAAAGAAUGAUGGUAGAAAAAGAUAGAAAGAGAGAGGGAAAGAGGGGGUCAAGUGAGAGAGAUGUCAUGAGAGACAGAGGUUUUGAGAGAUCGAUAGCUUUAGCUUUAGGCUGCCUUCCAAUGAUCGGUGCAUUCAAGGAAGUAGU
Lytechinus variegatus (green sea urchin) is the source of this 5387-nucleotide messenger RNA. Its product is annotated as histone-lysine N-methyltransferase PRDM9-like. NCBI's taxonomy places the organism in Eukaryota, Metazoa, Echinodermata, Echinoidea, Temnopleuroida, Toxopneustidae. The record is from RefSeq and is a predicted model, not a curated record. Bases 147 to 3731 code for a protein of 1194 amino acids. Gene Ontology annotation, biological process: regulation of DNA-templated transcription. The transcript is spliced from 7 exons. Gene Ontology annotation, molecular function: DNA-binding transcription factor activity, RNA polymerase II-specific; RNA polymerase II cis-regulatory region sequence-specific DNA binding; histone methyltransferase activity.